Molecule: messenger RNA, 3095 nt
Organism: Miniopterus natalensis
Lineage: Eukaryota; Metazoa; Chordata; Mammalia; Chiroptera; Miniopteridae
Source: RefSeq, a predicted model, not a curated record
AUGGUCAAGGAGGAGAGUGGAUGGACAGAAAGGAAGAAGAGUCAUGUUAAAGAAAAGGAGUUUCUGCACCAUUACAACCCACUGCAGGUUGAUCUUGACCAAACAGGAAAGUGGACAGAAGAGGGUUUAGACAUCUGUGCCACUUGCCACGAACAUGCCACCUGCAAGCAAAGAGAAGGAAAGAAGAUGUGUGUUUGCAAGUAUGGAUUUGUGGGCAAUGGGAGGACUCAGUGUGUUGAUAAAGAUGAGUGCCAGUUCGGGACCACUGUGGUCUGCGGGAACCACACAUCUUGCCACAACACGCUCGGAGGCUUUUAUUGCAUCUGCCUAGAAGGAUAUCGAGCCACAAACAACAACAAGACAUUCAUUCCCAACGAUGGCACCUUUUGCACAGACAUAGAUGAGUGUGAGAUUUCCGGCCUGUGUAGGCAAGGAGGACGGUGUGUGAACACUCCUGGGAGCUUUGAAUGCUACUGUAUGGAUGGAUACUUACCAAAGAGUGGACCUGAGCCUUUCCACCCGACCAGAGAUGCCACGUCAUGCACAGAAAUAGACUGUGGCACCCCUCCUGAGGUCCCAGAUGCCUAUAUCAUAGGAAAUUAUACCUCUAGGCUGGGCAGCCAGGUUCGUUAUGCUUGCAAAGAAGGAUUUUUCAGCCGCCUGGAAGAUACAGUUUCAAGUUGCACGGGCUUGGGCACCUGGGAGUCCCCAAAAUUAAAUUGUCAAGAGAUCAGCUGUGGCCACCCUCCGGGGGUGCGGCAUGCGGUCCUGGUGGGGAACCACAGCUCCAGCCUGGGCAGUGUGGCUCACUACGUCUGUCAAGAGGGCUUUGAGAGCACUGGAGGAAAGAUCACUUCCGUCUGCACAGAGAAAGGCAUCUGGAGAGAAAGUACUUCGACAUGCACAGAAAUCAUUACAGAAAUUAAUGAUGUAUCGGUGUUUAAUGACACUUGUGUGAGGUGGAAAAUAAACCCAGGAAGAAUUAACCCCAGGAUGGUAUAUGUGAUACACGUACAAGGACACCGGGUGGACCCUGUGGAAUCAGUUCACGAGGAGACAGUCAACCUGACCACAGACAGCAGGACCCCAGAAGUGUGCCUAGACCUGCACCACGGCACCAACUACACCGUGAGCAUCGCCACUGCGCCUCCCAUUCGCUCCGUGCCAGCCAUCAUUGGGUUCCAGACAGCAGAAGAUGAUCUCUUAGAAGAUGAUGGGAUUUUCAAUAUCUCAGUAUUUAAUGAAGUAUGUUUGAAAUUGAACCGGCAUUCUAGGAAAGCUGGAUCAGAACAAAUGUACCAAUUUAAAAUUCUGGGUCGAAGGUGGUAUCUGAGGGCUGUUUGUCACGCAACAUCAUUUAACUUCACAACGGGGGAACGAGCUUCGGUCGUGUGUUUAGACCUGUACCCGGCGACUGAUUACACGGUGAAUGUCACCCUGCUGGGAUCUCCUAAGCAGCACUCGGUGCAAAUACUGAUAACAACUGCUCCGGCAGUUAAACAGACCAUCAGCAACAUCUCAAUAUUUAAUGAAACCUGCUUGAGAUGGAGAAAUAUGAAGAUAGCUGAUAUAGAGGAAAUGUAUUUACUCCACAUUCAGGGCCAGAGAUGGUAUCAGAAGGAGUUUGCCCAGGAAAUCACCUUUAACAUCACUAGCAGCAGCCAGGCUCCCGAGGUGUGCUUGGACCUGCGUCCGGGUACCAACUACAGUGUCAGCGUUUGGGCUUGGUCUUCUGCCCUUCCCGUGGUCAUCUCCCUGACAACCCAGAUAACAGAGCCUCCCCUUCCGGAAGUAGAUUUUUUCAUAGCACAUGGAAGGCCUCUACCACGCCUAAAACUGAGGAAAGCCAAGGAGAGCAACGGACCUAUCAGCUCCUAUCAGGUGUUGGUGGCUCCCCUGGCCCUCCAAAGCACAUUUUCUUGUGAUUCUGGAGGGACUGCCUCAUUCUUUAGCAAUGCUUCUGAUGUUGAUGGAUACGUGGCUGCAGAACUACUGGCCAGAGAUAUUCCUGAUGACGCCAUGGAGAUAGCGGUUGGCGACAGGCUGUAUUAUGGGAAAUAUUAUAAUGCGCCCUUGAAGAUAGGGAAUGAGUAUUGCAUUAUAUUACGAAUCACAAGUGAAUGGAAUAAGGUGAGAAGAUGCUCCUGUGCAGUAUGGGCUCAGGUGACAGAUUCAUCACUCACGCUGGAGCAGGUGGUAGGCGUCGGGCUGGGCUCCGUGGCCGUCGUGAUGGUUCUCGCAUUCCUCUCCUUCUUAGCAGUGUGACUGCAGAUGGGAGCUGCGUGGGGAAGAUGCACUGCUUCUGGGGCAGAUGUUAUGACAGCGUCUCAGGUGCCUGCACAGAGCACCUUCCAUCAGGUGUGCGUGGGGGCCUGCGGAUGCCCUCCAUUCCCAGCUUGACCCCAUUCCUGUAUUCGAGAUGGUGACUAUCUCUAUGGAACUCCCCAAAAGGAGGAAACUGAGGAAUUGCUGACGUCUUCCCUGCUCCGUGACCAGUUCUGUGUCUAUGAACUUGAGAUCUUUGAUCUAUGAUGGAAUAUUGACCACAGGCUGCAGACCAUGUGGGCUGGGCCUGCAUCUUCUUCUGAGUGAUGCUGAGAGACAGCACCUCUGGACACUGAAUGCAAGAGGGUCUCUGCGUCUUCGUUUAUAGCAUCUCUGUCCAUUAAUUCAGAAUCCAUUCUUUUACAAUAAGCAGUGGGAUGGACUUAAGUUUGGAUUAAAAUUUGACUUUAUGGAAAAGGUCAUUGACAAGGAUAGAGAUCAUUGACACAGGCGAACUUGUCAAACACUUUAGAAGCAGCCCUUUGCCUAUAAUUAAUUGACCUCUGAUUGGAGAGUAUACUAGCCUGGUCAUGCCAAUAAGUUCCUCAAUGUCUGUCUGAUGCAGCCCCAUUAGUCUUAUGUAUUCAAAAGCCAUAAGUGUUUGUUCCAGUAAAAAUAUUUUGUGAAUUUAAACAAUUCUCUUGAAUAUGAAUAUUUACAGCAGCCUUGGUUAAUUUUAUUUUUAAUUAAUGAGGGUCUCAUAAAAAUGCUCCAUGGCUCCUCGUAGAUUCAGUGGGCACGUAGUAACACCAGAUUAAAACAAUAUCAAA